AUGUCAAGUUUUUCGAGAAGAAUCAUUGCGAUCAGCGCGAUCAUCAUUGUGCACGUCAGCGUCCAAUCAUCGGCAGCCACAGGUCAGUUUUCGUAUUUCAGAACCGAAAUGUGUACUUACAUUUUUCUAACAGACCACACAAAUCGUGAUUUGUAGUUUGCUUCAUAAAAACGUUUCGAAAACGAAAAUAUUGAAAAGAGUGUGAUAAGCGGGUCGGUGGGAAACCCGCUAAGAAGUGAUCUUUCCGCAUAGACACAUCGCAGAGAUUUGACUAGACACGCUUUUUUCGGUAAUUUCAAUCCAUUCAGGUCAUUUUUGUGUUUGAAAUUCAUGCAACACCACAGCUGUGGCCACAGUCUUCAGAGCUUACAACGUGCGCGUUUUUUUCUUGGAAUUGGGCACUUUUGGCCUGAUUUUCGUGGUCAAGAGCGAGCAAAAAUUAUACUUUAACACGAAAACACUAUGCUUCUCGAAAUUUCUUACGCGACUCGACCAAAUUCCACGCUCUUGCGCUAGAAGAAAUGUUCUAUCGAAGCACAAUUGAAAAAUCUAGAAUUUAAUGACUUUUCGAGGCUAUGUUUGCGAAACACGCGAAAUUUGAGGUUAAAUUCUGCAAUUCGCUCAAAAAUCUCUGUGCGGCGGAACGCGAUUGGGCCUAUCGUGAGAGCGCUCGAACAGCCGAAAUUAUCAAAAAAUGACACUGAACUCGAGGCAUUUUUCUGUUUAAAAAGCACAAUUUACUCAAGGAGUUUGUCGCUCCGAGAAUUUCGACGAAAUGAACCUGUUUUGGCGUGAAAUUAUCGACUUUUCAGACGUUUCUCGCAAAAAAGUUAUUUUUGUCGCCUGCCGACUGCGAAGUCCACAAAUUGAACCUAAAUUUUCCACAUUUGCAGACGCUCUCCACCAUCACCACCACCACGAGGAUCCACUUCCGAAAGGCGCCUCGUGUCCGCAGUCGAUCUUCCGUCCGUCGCUCGUCUUCUAUCUGACGCCGUUCGUCUUCGCGUUCCUCAUCUUCCACAAAAGUAUCACCUCGGACAUUCGACUCAUUUACGGCAACUAA
Molecule: messenger RNA, 1063 nt
Organism: Caenorhabditis sp. 36 PRJEB53466
Lineage: Eukaryota; Metazoa; Nematoda; Chromadorea; Rhabditida; Rhabditidae
Source: the annotation of a GenBank genome assembly